Messenger RNA from Bactrocera oleae (olive fruit fly), 4834 nucleotides. NCBI's taxonomy places the organism in Eukaryota, Metazoa, Arthropoda, Insecta, Diptera, Tephritidae. The record is from RefSeq and is a predicted model, not a curated record.
AUAUAUAUAUAUAUAAUAUAUAUAUAUAAUCAUUUACACAAAUAUACUUAUGCUGAUAAGAAGGCAACUAAGUGUCAACUUUCACAUACUAGAAUGAGCUAUGUCAGUUCGCGCUCGACUGUUGGCUAAUAAUGAACAAUUUUUCUCAAUAAGAAUUUAUUUUAAUCUACCAAAAUAUAUAGCAUUUUUAUUUAGUUGUAACUCGUGUGAUUUUAUUUAUAUUUAUAAACCGCGUGAGAAUGGUCGAUAUCAACGUGCCUCUUAUCAAUUUGUUGCAAACGAGCGUGAACUUUGUAGUCCAUCGCAUACAACAGUAUCAGGCAACAACAAGUGAAACGACUGUUAUACCUACAAAGUACGGUCAGGUUAAAGGUGUUAAACGAAAAACCAUCUACAAUCACCAUUUUUAUGCCUUCGAAGGCAUACCGUAUGCCAAACCCCCUCUCGGCGAAUUGCGUUUUCGGGCGCCACAAACACCAGAUCCUUGGACGGGAGUGCGUAAUUGCACUAACUUGGGAAAUGUGCCACUGCAAAAACACUUCGUACUCGGCAUAACACAAGGCUCAGAGGACUGUUUAUAUUUAAAUGUAUACACUAAACAGUUAAACUCUGCUAAGCCAUUACCGGUAAUGGUUUGGAUUUAUGGUGGUGGCUUUCGUUUUGGUGAAGCUUCACGAGAUGUUUAUGCUCCCGAUUAUUUCAUGGAGAGAGAUAUCGUAUUAGUAACGGUUAACUACAGGCUCGGUGCUUUAGGCUUCCUCUCACUACCAGAUCCCGAUCUACAAGUUCCAGGUAAUGCCGGGUUAAAGGAUCAAUUAUUUGCAUUACGCUGGAUUCAAGAGAACAUCGCCAACUUCAACGGUGAUCCCAAUAAUGUGACAAUAUUUGGAGAAAGUGCUGGUGCCGCUUGUACACAUCUACUUAUGCUUGCGCCGAAAACGCAGGGCCUUUUCCAUAAGGCAAUAUUACAAUCAGGUACAGCGCUUUGCUCAUGGGCCGAACAGGAACCCACAAAUCGCGCUUAUUGGCUGGCCAUCCAAUUAGGCUACAAGGGCGAAAAUGUAGACAAAGCCGUAUUAUCCUUCCUGUCGAAUAUUAGUGGUUCAAAAAUAAUAAAACUUGAGGAUGGGCUGAGACAGCCACAUGAGAAGGAUGAACGUAUAUUUUUUCCUUUCACACCAGUGGUGGAACCAUACCAAAGUCAGAAUGGUUUAUUGACAAAGCCGUUUAAAGAUCUACUCAUAACAGCAUGGAGCAAUGAAAUCCCAAUACUGUUAGGUUUCACAGCCGAUGAAGGCAUGUUGCACUAUAACGAAACUGUGAAAAAUCCGCAUUUAGUUAAUGAGCUCGGAGAUUGUGUGGCUGUUUUACCAAAAAUUGUUAAGAAAGAGUGUGAUGUGCAGAAAUGCAAAGAGUUGGGUCUACAUUUAAGAGAAGCACAUUUUGGUAAUGCGAAACCGCAUUAUAGUAAAAAUCUUUACCAAUACUUGGAGCUCUUGGCUUAUAGACACUUUUUCAUUGAUGUACAACGUACUCUUUUAGCUCGUGCUGCUUACGCCUUUAAUGUAUCCACCUAUCUUUAUCGUUUUGCUUUCGAUUCACCAUAUUUCAAUCACUCUCGCAUUUUGCAUUGUGGACGGUCCGCUCGCGGCGUAUGUCAUGCCGAUGAGCUCUCUUAUCUAUUUUACAAUUUAAACUCCGACAAAUUACCACCCACAAGCGGUGAAUUCAAGACAAUUCAACGCAUGAUUGGUAUGUGGACGGCAUUUGCAGCAACUGGUAAUCCAAAUUGUACUGAAAUCGAACCGAUUCAAUGGCAACCAGUGGAAGCGAAAGAUGUGGAAAAUGCGCAGCCAAAAUGCCUUAAUAUUGACGAAGAACUCGAAAUCAAAUCUUUACCGCAUAAGCAUCUAAAAACCUGGACAAAUCUUUUUACGAACGAUAAUUUAUUUUAAUUGUAGACUUAUUAUAUCAUUAAGGAUACUAAAUAUAUUUACAUAAAUUAUCUAAGUUUACGCUGGAAAUAAUAUCGAAAUAGAAUCUUUAAAUUUCAAAAUUAAAAAAAUGAAAACUGGCUCUCGAAAUAAAAAACCGAAAUUUACGGUACGUGGCAACAUUGCUUAAUACAGCUGAGGUCACUGACCAGUUAUAUAUGGUAUAUAUAUACUAUGAAUUUACUAUAUCGUCACUUGAAGAACAAGUAUGUAAGUAAACAAUGAACAUACCCUACAAACCGCUAUUGAGUUUGCUGUUUUUAGUGAGUGCAACGAAAGAGUAAAAUAGAAAGAAAUGUUGAAAAAGACAACAGGUUAAUUGAACUCUUCAGAAUACCUGCUUGCAUGCACUCGCCUUACUAGCUAAUCCUUUUAUAUUCUCUCUAAAACUCUUUCGCUCUUCCGGUCAUCUUUCAGAAGUGCAGCGAAAGAAAUAAGAGAAAAUAUAGAUAAGUGCAACAAGUUCAAACACGUUUUCGCUCUCACCUACUGAUCGUGCAUUUGUUAAUUAAUAUUAGUAAAGUGGUUUUUGACUUGAUAAUUAUUUCUUUAUAUAUUUAAGCAUGUAGUAUCAAAUUUUGGAGUGAAUUUAAAAAAAAAAACUAAAAUAAAAUAUUGAAAAAUCAAAAUACUAAAAAUAUACUUAUACAUAUACAUAGGUAUGUCUCAUAUGUGCAAGAGCGCGUCACCCACCUUGCAUCAGCGCAACAGUUUCUGUAGCAGAAAGAGAGAGCAAAACAAACAUAAAAUUCUAAUAAACAUGCUCGUAUAAAAAACGAAUGCAUAGAAGAGAAAUAGCGUGUAUAUAUGUAUAAGCAUAUGUAGUUGCUUAACCGACUGCACUCAAGCGCUAGUAAAAAUGGAUAUGCAAUGGGUGUUUGAAUGCUACAGACUGACAGUUGCACAUUGUGUCCCAUAGCGUGCGGUUUCACAUUACUCAAGUCAAUUGGUCGCCUGUCACAGCGCUGUCAUUAGAUAAUAAUAAUUAAAGUGAUACAUAAAACAUAAAGUUGUGAGGCGUAUGACUAAUAUACUUAUGUAUAUAUACCAUAUUUGAGAAUAGAAAAAUAAUAAAAAUUUAUCUCGAUAAAGGGUAUUCUUUGGUUUGUUUUUUACGUGCUGCUAUGACGGGCAACUCAGCAAAUGCAGAAGUGCUGGCGCAAACAACGCUUGGCACCGUCAGAGGUAAAUGCAAUACGUCCAUUUACGAUGACAAUUAUUACAGUUUCGAGCGCAUACCCUUUGCGCAGCCACCACUGGGUGCAUUGCGCUUUAAGGCGCCUAUAGCUGCGACAGCGUGGCAAGGUGUGCUGGAUUGUACGCAAAAGGCCGAAAAACCGUUACAAAAAAAUGCUCGUUCAAAUGAAAUCGAAGGCGCUGAGGAUUGUUUAUAUCUGAAUAUCUAUGCGAAGAAGCUCAAAUCCGAUAAACCGCUGCCUGUUAUGAUAUUCCUUUAUGGUGGUGGCUUUGAAAAAGGUGAUCCGACACGUGACCUACACGGCCCCGAUUAUUUGAUGAUGAAAGAUGUCAUUCUAGUCACAAUUGCCUACAGAUUGGGUCCAUUAGGCUUUCUCAGCUUGCACGAUCCCAACGUUGGCACUCCGGGCAAUGCGGGUCUGAAAGACCAACUGCUUGGCUUACUAUGGGUUAAGGAAAAUGUUAAAAAUUUUAAUGGUGAUUCAAAUAACAUAACACUUUUCGGUGAAAGCGCCGGUUCUGCGUCCACGCACUUUAUGAUGCUGUCCCCGCUGGCGAAAGGACUCUUUCACAAAGCUAUACUAAUGUCUGGCACCGUACUCUGCCCAUGGGCAUUAUCGCCGCUAAAAGCUUUACCAAAACGGUUAGCACAAGCUAAUGGCUACACCGGCGAAGACAAAGAUCAAAAUGUACUCGAGUACCUGCAAAAAUUACCCGCCGCCGAUCUGUUACGCGACAACUUACUAACCAAAGAGGAAAAUAUGGAUGAUUGCUUAUUCGCAUUUGGCCCAGUAAUUGAACCGUAUAUAUCGGAGACAUGUAUUAUACCGAAGCAACCGACGGCUAUGUUUGCCGAUGCUUGGGGUAACGAUAUACCCGUUAUAAUUAGUGGCACCUCUUUUGAAGGUCUUCUAAUGUUUGCGCGCGUACAUAUGGCACCGUUUCUUUUGCACGAGUUGAACGAAAAUCAACAACACAUGUUGCCGUUGGAAUUGAAACAAAAGCACAAUAUACAAAAACAAAAGGAAUUGGCAGCGAAAUUGCGCGAAACACAUUUUGCCGAGAGGGAAUUACAGAUGGAGCAUGUACUCAACUAUUGCGAGUACGCUUCGUAUAAAGUAUUCUGGCAUCCCAUAUUGCGCACUGUAAAGGCGCGGUUGCGCCAUGCACGCGCGCCCACCUAUCUUUACCGCUUCGAUUUUGACUCUCCCGACUUUAAUCAUCAGCGUAUCGGUUAUUGCGGCAAAGAAAUACGUGGCGUUUCCCAUGUGGAUGAUCACUCAUACUUGUUCUUUGGAAAUUUUGCCUGGAAGCUGGACAAAGACACGCCUGAAUUUCGUACAAUUCAGCGAAAAAUAGAUAUUUGGACAUCGUUUGCGGCAAACUCCGAUCCGAAUUGUGAUCAUCUCGACGGUAACAAAUGGACGCCGUUGAAAGCUGAUGGCAAGUUGCAUUGCCUAAAUGUCAGUGAUGAUUUAGAAGUAAUCGAGUUGCCGGAAAUACAUAAGCUACAGGUAUGGGAUAGUCUGUAUGAGGUCGCAGAAGAGUAGUGAAGCUGUUGACACAGUAGUUUUUAUUUACUUUGUACAUAUGGUAUAUCAAAAGUAUUUAAGAUUAAAUAAAAAUGAUAUAUAAAUACAAAA